AUGCCGUUACCACCAAAUGGAAAAAGUAUACUUAUGACCCCCGAUCCGUUCCAUACACCUGGGUACGGUGGGUUCUGUCCGCAGUUUAAGUAUCAGAUUGGUGAAACAUUUGGUCGCACUACAUCCUGUCUUCUCAAGAAUGACGCUGUAGCCAGCUCUGGAAAAUUAGUACUUGCCGACCUAUCGAAACCACGCCCUAGUUCAGAACCCUCCCACUCAAAGUCAAAUCUUCUAAAGAAUCGUACACAAAGUUGGGGCGACCAGAAACUUCUAGAAAAGAUGGUACCAGGUUAUACAGGUUUUAUUCCCAGAAGUCAACACUAUUUCGGAAACCGAUACGCCAUCAACUGUCGCAGUGCCAUCACAGAUUUUGAGGCAGAUCACAGGCUACACAAUGAGAAGCUACAAGACCUUAAACUCACAGCCGAGCUACAGCAGGGGAAAGUGUUAGACAAAGAUGGUAAACCAAUGCCGGCUAUCCGAAGUCGGUACUUUACCCCACUGACACCGGUUGCUAAGGAACCAAAACCUUACAUAUCCGCUAAUGGUUUCCAGCAUUCGAAGUCUCCGUAUUACAUGGAUAACGAAAAUCCCAAUAAAUGUUUUAUGUCCGGUUAUACAGGAUUUGUACCACGUAGUAGAGGACAGUUAGGAAUGGGCUAUCCCAUCAUCACUCACCAGGGGCUCAACGAGUUCACCAACGACCUGAAGAAUAUGAAGGCAGCCAUGAGCAGAGAUGUUAACCUGAAGAGGGAGGCUCCCAAGGCGAUCAACACUAAACCCAUCUACCCCGUAGAAAGUGGACUGGUACCUCACUACACCGGUCACAUACCAGGUCAAAAGUUCCGAUACGGUGAGACCUUUGGACACAGUACCGAGAAUGCCCUUAGACAACCACCACCAAGAGAACUCAUAGCCUCUAUUUAA
Ylistrum balloti is the source of this 927-nucleotide messenger RNA. Its product is annotated as protein FAM166B-like. The transcript is spliced from 6 exons. The record is from RefSeq and is a predicted model, not a curated record. Lineage: Eukaryota; Metazoa; Mollusca; Bivalvia; Pectinida; Pectinidae. Bases 1 to 927 code for a protein of 308 amino acids.